This is a messenger RNA of Ylistrum balloti, 2439 nucleotides long. Its product is annotated as transient receptor potential cation channel subfamily V member 5-like. Gene Ontology annotation, molecular function: monoatomic ion channel activity; protein binding. The transcript has 4 exons. The record is from RefSeq and is a predicted model, not a curated record. Bases 1 to 2439 code for a protein of 812 amino acids. Gene Ontology annotation, biological process: calcium ion import across plasma membrane. NCBI's taxonomy places the organism in Eukaryota, Metazoa, Mollusca, Bivalvia, Pectinida, Pectinidae. Gene Ontology annotation, cellular component: membrane.
AUGGCGGACGGAACGGGUUUACAUUUGGACCCUGCCUCCCUGACCCAUUUGAAGACCCUGAUAGAAAAUGGCGAACCCCUUGCUUGUACCGAUACAGAAUCACGAGAAAGUGAAGAUAUGUCUGCCUCGGAUUAUGAGGAGGGAUUGGAACUCAUACAACAAUUGAAAGAAUACAUUGAGGAAAAAGACAUUGAUGAAGCAAAUGCAACUCUUCAAAAAUUUGUAGCAUUGGAAUUAGACAUCAGACAUUUUCAACUCGACAUAUCUGAAACCAAAACAUCAUACAAAUCGAAAACAAACGAGACCAUUUUACACCACGCAGCGAAGUACGAUACUGGUGGAAUCGUCAGUGCUAUACUUGAUAAGUUUCCUACCUUGGUAUCAGAGAAAAAGUGGGGAGUGCAGUACGAGGGACAGACCGCGCUUCAUAUCGCUAUCACACGUGCCAACAAUGCUGCCAUAGACCUGAUAUUAAGAACAGCGAAAAAUGACGAUAUUGUUGCGGAAAAACCCCGGAGGCUGGAACAUUUACUAGCAACCGCGGCAACCGGAAGCAGAUUUGAAGGGACAGUAAUGAUGGGAGAAUUGCCUCUGUUUGUUGCUGCCCUGAAAUUUGACUUCGGCAUGGUGGACAAGCUGAUUGAAUUCGGAGCUAAUGUAUGCACAAGAAAUCAUAGUGGUGACACAAUAUUUCACUCCAUGAUUAGGUACCUGAGCAGAAAAAGGGACAAAGAGGAGGAAGUUAAAAGAAUGAUGAACCACCUAAAUGGUCACCUCCGAGAAAUCACCAAGAAGAAAAGGGAAGAAAUGGAAAAUGAGGAUAUUCGGCGGUUAGAAAAUUUAACUCCUUUGAAAUUGGCAGCGAAGCAUCAGCUGGUUCAUGUAUUUGAAUAUAUCCUGGAACUGAAGGAUGUUUAUUGCUUUCAGAACGAGGAUGAAGGUUUAUUUGACAUCAAAAAGUAUGAUGUUACUGAGAUAGAUUCCAUUGCUAACUACAACACAGAGAUGGAAGCCAUGGAAGACGAUGAACAGACGGCUGGAUGUUGUAACAGCUGCAGAGUCGUUUUUCCUGAAAAUGAGUCUGUCUUGGAAAUGAUGUUUGACAAGAAUUACACACGCAAAUUUUCUUCCAUUAUCAUAGAAAUGACACCAGUGAAGAAGUUGAUACAGAAAAAAUGGAAAAAUGUUGUCGCAUUGUAUUCUUUGUGGAUGCUCAUUCAGAUGGGACUCAUGAUAGGGCUUAGCAUUUACGCCGUAGAACGUUCCUACUGGCACGAAUCAGACAUAGAAAAUGGAGGCACAGGUUUAGGUAACUACUUCAAAAACAACGAAUCUCUACACUUGUUUCUCACCUCAUUCCAGUGGAUCGCAUUUAGCAUUGCAGUCUUCUACGUCAUCAUUGUCAUCCUCUGUGGUAUUUCGAAGUUAAAACGACCGAAUCUUGAUAGAUAUUACAUGCACAACCUUGAAUACAUUCUUCUGAUGUUGGUCUUUGCUUUGGCUGUAAUAGUGGACGUUUUGAUGACGCAAGCAAUUGGGCGACAUGAAGGGAUUUCGCUCAUCAUUGCGCUAUUCUCAGGGUGGUGGUUCAACGUAUUUUUUCUUCGUGGGUGGCAUCUCUUCAGCUUUUUCACGGUUAUGAUAAAGGAAGUAAUUUUUGGAGACUUUUUACGAUUUUCCGUUAUAAUUGCGUUUCAGUUGUUUGCAUUCACGACAUGUAUGCACACGAUGUUUCAAGGACAAGAUGUUCCCACUAUUGACGGCAGCGAAGACAACCACUUUGGCACCACACUCAUUACCAUGUUCAAUCUUAUGCUUGGUCUUGGAGAGAUCGAAUAUCUGUUCCAAGCUCGUGUUCAGUGGUUGGCUUUGACUCUCUUUAUUCUCUUUGUUCUACUCACGUAUGUCCUACUUCUUAACGCCCUGAUUGCCAUGAUGUCGUCUACCUGUGAGAACGUGCUUUCCGAGAAGUACUCCGUGUGGAGAAUCCAGCAGCUCUCUAUUAUCCUUUUCAUGGAGGAUCUUUUCCUUGUCACCUGUCUCCGACGUUUCACCGGAAGUCCGGCAACCAAGCGAGCACAAGACUUGUAUAAUCCAAUCGAAGACAUUACCAGCCAGAACCAAGAGCGCUACCUUCUCGACAUGAAGUCGCACAAGAGGACAUUUACUGAGGAGGACACCGAUGUGAUGAGGAAAAGAACGCAGGAAGAAAUAAGGAAAACUGUCAACCAAAAACUCAAACAAAACAUGGAAGAAUCUAUUUCGGGACCGAAAAAGGUUGAUGAACAGCCGUUAGUACAGAAUGAUUUUCUCAAAGAUGACAUCGAAGGACCAAGACUUAAGCUUUAUACACGUGAGUUUAAGGAAGAGCUCCCCAAAAUUCCUGAGGAUAACUCUACUCGUGCUCGGGUUAGCAAAUGGAUGGCUACCAUGCAGUGA